Molecule: messenger RNA, 631 nt
Organism: Coregonus clupeaformis (lake whitefish)
Lineage: Eukaryota; Metazoa; Chordata; Actinopteri; Salmoniformes; Salmonidae
Product: histone H1-like
Exons: 1
Coding region: 26-631 (201 amino acids)
Biological process (GO): nucleosome assembly
Cellular component (GO): nucleosome
Molecular function (GO): structural constituent of chromatin; DNA binding
Source: RefSeq, a predicted model, not a curated record
GUACCGGACCAAACGACAGACAGACAUGGCAGAAGUCGCACCAGCACCCGCCGCCGCCGCACCGGCCAAGGCACCCAAGAAGAAGGCAGCAGCCAAGGCCAAGAAAGCGGGACCCAGCGUAGGCGAGCUCAUCGUCAAGGCUGUGACCGCUUCCAAGGAGAGGAGCGGCGUGUCCCUGGCCGCGCUCAAGAAGACGCUGGCGGCAGGCGGCUACGACGUGGAGAAGAACAACUCCCGCGUCAAGAUCGCAGUCAAGAGCCUCGUCACCAAGGGCACCCUGGUCCAGACCAAGGGCACCGGUGCAUCCGGCUCCUUCAAGCUCAACAAGAAAGCUGUCGAGGCGAAGAAGCCCGCCAAGAAAGCCACAGUCCCCAAAGUAAAGAAGGUGGCCGCCAAGAAGCCAGCCGCGGCUAAGAAGCCCAAGAAGGUAGCAGCCAAGAAGGCCGUCACUGCAAAGAAGUCCCCCAAGAAGGCCAAGAAGCCCGCUACACCCAAAAAGGCCGCCAAGAGCCCCAAGAAGGCCAAGAAGCCCGCUACACCCAAAAAGGCAGCCAAGAGCCCCAAGAAGGCUACAAAGGCAGCCAAGCCCAAGGCAGCCAAGGCCAAGAAGGCAGCCCCCAAGAAGAAGUAA